Molecule: messenger RNA, 4862 nt
Organism: Macrobrachium nipponense
Lineage: Eukaryota; Metazoa; Arthropoda; Malacostraca; Decapoda; Palaemonidae
Gene: ChT
Product: high-affinity choline transporter 1-like
Exons: 11
Coding region: 2085-3878 (597 amino acids)
Biological process (GO): acetylcholine biosynthetic process; choline transport; transmembrane transport
Cellular component (GO): plasma membrane
Molecular function (GO): choline:sodium symporter activity
Source: RefSeq, a predicted model, not a curated record
GUAUCGAUCGGGUUGGAUCUCCAUCUUUCGUCCCUUUUUUGCUUUUCUUCGGCUUUUCCAAAGAAGUAUUUUGGGAAUUCCCUUGAGGAGAGCGUUUCCUCCAGUUCUCUGACUAACCCCCAAAAUUCUCCCCCGCCCUCUCUCUCCCCCUUUUUUCUCCCUAGUUCUUUCCUUUUCUUCUCAUGGGUUUGAAAAGGAUGAGUGUGGUGAAUUGAUAGCGGCAGAGCUUGGGGCGUGUUUACCCUUGGUAGCUGCCUGACUGCGUUGGAGUGAAUGGCAGGUGUGCGACGUGUCCGUAACGAUUCUUGCCGGCCGAGAACGGGGUGAGCUGAGCACGCCGGUGUGCGUUGGCGGCACACCUGUACUUAAAGUUGUGUUUGAGGCCCGCUAGGUGGCAGCGUUAUCGUGAGAGGUUGUCGAUUGGCGGGCAAAGCAGGCGCGGGCCGUACGAGGUGGAUCAAGACUUCCAGGAGGGGAACCUACGCACCUCCUCCACCCAGGAAUCCAGGUCAGCGAGAGAGCCUAUUCAGGCGGCCCUGCGUUGGCUGGAACGAUACCAAAAGGGCUUCAACCUCUUUCCAAAAGUGAGAAGAGUGAACGUGGAGGGACGACCCCAGUGACAACAAAAUAUCGUCGGUGUCAGUGAUCACAGAGAAGGAUUCCGCCAAGAGGAGGUCGCUUGGCUGGUAGCGCCAUUGAUUCCAGGAUCUAGAGCCCAUAAAGACCAAAACCCGUCAUGGUCGCUUUGGUGUUCCAGCUGAACGCAUCCUUCCUGUAAAUUCUUUCCCCAUUUAACCUGAUAAAUGUUAACUUUAGUGCCAGUGCUGUGUUGUGUCAAGGUAAAUGUGUGGAUUAGGUUUUAAAUUAAAGAACACCCCUUCGAAAAAGACUUCUCUGCGUUGGGGUGACUGCUGUGGCAUUCCGGCAGGUUCCAGCCACUACCGACGGGAGGUGAUAUGACUAUCCCUCCCUGACCCACGCUGCUGCCGCUGCUGCUGCUGCUGCCUCUGCUGCUGUUGCUGCCCCAGCACCCUACUCCUCCCUCUGUCGCUGCUCGUCGUCGCUACGCAAUCUUCGUAAAAGGGGGUUGGCGUUGUGAUUCCUCUACUUCUGCAGUUUGUUUAGGUACUCUUAACUCUCAAAGCUCUUCUGUCACUUUCAAAAGGACAGCAAGAAAAAUUCUCUCCCCUAUUGCUGCUCGAUACGCUAAAGCAAAAGACCUUUCGGAUGCCCUUCCUGUAUUGCUAAACUCUUCUUCUUCUUUAUAUUUGAAGCUGAAAUAGAACUGAGCCAAACAAAUAACCGCAACCUCUUGCUCUUUGUUUUAAUAAAGGAAAGGUCUUCCAAAACAUAACCAUUUGACUACAAAAACAAAAACGAAACAAAAAUAAUUUUGAGGUGAACAGAAAAUACAAGUAAACUUUUUGAAAAGAAUAUUGUUAUUUUUAUUAAAGAGAAGACUAUUUUCAUUCACUGAAGUUUUGUAAAAGCUUUCAGAAGAUUAUUUUUUUGAGGAAAGAGAUCCCUUAACGCCUAUUUUGCUAAGCAAGUCUCUUCGGGCCUUGACUUCCACAGACACGCUAUCCUGAAAUCGACUGAGGCUAAAUUCGAGUCGGAAGAAACGAUUUAAACCUCAGCUUCGGCCAAGACUCCAAGACUGAAAAAUAAAAUUCCUUGCUUUUCUCUAAAAGCAAGGAGAAAACUUUAAAAAUCCCUGCCCAAGUAAAAGGGGUUUAAACAUAGGUCUUGCUUAUGUACGCAGCAACAUCUCUCGCUUACCUGUAGCUUCUACUUAGCAUUGUACUGUGACUUGUCCCGUCUCUAUUAACGUUUAACUUUGGCCCUUUCGUCACAGCUCUUGAGAUAAACUUCCUCCUCGAUUGAAAAGAACGCUUUAAACUAGGCCUACAAUAACUAAACUAUUAGUUCAUAUUCAAGACAUAAAACUGCAUUAUCAUUAAAAGACCAUCACUAAGAAGAACGGCAGAGCUUCAAGAAAACUAAUCUCAAGUUACCCGGCAGUCAUUUGAGGAAGAGGAACUUCCUUCUUUUAUUUCAAUCACAGAAGCAACUAGACAUCCAAAAUGACGAUCAACAUCGGUGGAAUCAUCGCUAUCGUAAUCUUCUAUCUUGUGAUUCUGUUUGUUGGAAUCUGGGCGGCGAAAAAGAAGCCGGAAGGGGCUGAUGAUGCAGAUGACGUCAUGUUGGCAGGAAGGAGCAUAGGAGUCUUCGUGGGAAUAUUUACAAUGACAGCGACAUGGGUCGGCGGAGGUUACAUCAACGGUACAGCGGAGGCGGUGUAUGAUACAGGUCUCGUCUGGUGUCAAGCACCGUUCGGCUACGCCAUGUCUCUCAUCUUUGGUGGAAUCCUCUUCGCCAACAAGAUGCGAUCUCAAGGAUACGUCACCAUGCUCGACCCUCUUCAGGAUAAGUUUGGAAGUCGAAUGGGUGGACUGCUCUUCUUGCCUGCACUCUGCGGAGAAGUAUUCUGGUCAGCCGCCAUCUUGGGAGCUUUAGGUGCUACUCUCUCAGUUAUCCUCAACAUGGACACGCAAUUAGCUGUCAUUUUAUCAGCAGUUAUAGCCGUAGCUUAUACGCUCUUUGGCGGACUAUACGCCGUUGCGUAUACCGACGUGGUGCAACUUGGAUGUAUAUUUAUAGGCCUGUGGUUGUGUAUUCCAUUUGCCUGGAACCAUCCAGCUGUUGGGGACGUCAUGCAGAUGGAACAGGACUGGAUAGGCGAAGUACCCAAAGAGCAGUACGGUCUCUAUGCGGAUUACUGCUUGCUCUUAAUAUUCGGAGGGAUCCCGUGGCAGGUGUACUUCCAACGAGUGCUGUCAAGCAAGUCGGGUCAUAAGGCGCAGGUGCUGUCGUAUGUAGCAGCGUUCGGCUGCCUCAUAAUGGCGGUGCCACCUGUCAUCAUUGGAGCUAUCGCAAAGGUUACUACGUGGAAUAUGACCGGACUGGAAUGCGAGGCGGUAGACACCUGCAUUUCCAGCAACCAUACGGCGAUGAUCCUGCCCUUGGUCAUCCAGCACCUGACGCCAAGCUUUGUGUCUUUCGUGGGACUGGGGGCUAUUUCCGCCGCUGUCAUGAGCUCCGCCGACUCCUCUGUCCUUUCGGCGGCUUCCAUGUUCGCCAGGAAUAUCUGGAAACUCAUCUUCAGGCAAAAUGCGAGUGAAUCUGAGGUGCUUUGGGUGAUGAGAUUUGCUAUUUUCAUCGUCGGAGCUUUGGCUACUACUUUGGCCCUCACCAUCCCUUCCAUCUACGGGCUUUGGUAUUUGUCAUCAGACUUGGUGUACGUCAUCUUGUUCCCUCAGCUCUUAAUGGUGGUCCACUUUAGGAAUCAUUGCAAUUUGUAUGGAUCGCUUGGUGCUUACAUCAUAGGCCUAAUCGUCCGUUUGCUUGGAGGAGAGUCCAUGAUUGGUAUUCCUGCCAUUAUCAAGUAUCCCUGGUAUGACGAGGAAGCCGAAGUCCAACUGUUCCCCUUCCGCACCUUCGCUAUGAUUCUGUCAGCUUCGGCACUGCUGGGCUUCUCGAUGCUGUCGAUGUACCUCUUCGAGAACGACAUCCUGGCGCCCAAAUACGACUUCCUGCGGUGCGUCACCAACAUCCCCGACGAUGUGCAGCGCGUGGGAGAGCCACAUGAGGGCGAGAUGAGUGUCAUGGCCUGCCGCACUGUCGUCAAGUACAACGCCACGGAUGAGAUGAACGGAAGGAUUAAUCCGGCGCUGAAUCUUGGGUCGGACAGCGACGAAGAGCCGACGCCCCCAACGACUACAACGGCCGAUGGAAAGGUGAAGAAGCGGUUGGUUGGAGAAAUCAUAUCGCCACCACCAAUCACUUCCCCCAAAAAGCAAGACCAGACGAAGCUGUAAGAAUGUCGCUUGUCGAUGGUUACAGCGUACUUAAUUCAUCUUUACCGUUAAGCAAUAGAAUGAUGGAGCAUAAGUGUUUAUACAUGAGAUAGACCUCUGAACAUGAGAUCAGAGUAGAGUAGCGAGAGGAAUACUGAGAACUGAAAUCAUCUCAUGAUCUGGUAUUUAAAAGAAAGUUAUAACGAUACAUGAAGUGCGAUUAUGAACAUUUUGAUAACAAAGCAAUAUACGUUACAUCAUGUGGCAAUCACCCCCGAAAUAUUUCAUAGCUUCAUUCCUACUGUUAGUUCAGUUGAAGAUGUUGCAAAAAAUCUUGCCAGACAUUUGCAACAAACUAUAAAAUAUCAAAAAGAAUUUUCACUAGCCUAAAAUGGCCACCAUGGCCUCAGUUUAGAUAAUGUGUUCCAAAAGGUAUCACAUAAAUUGUCUAAAUGUUCUGUGUCUAGAUUCUAUCUUUAAUCCUCUCUCCUUAGAUACUCACAUCAGCCAGAAAUAAUUUAUCACUACAGUUGUCCCCUCAUCUACAGAGGUCAGUUGCCUUUGACUGACCCAGUCUAGUUGUGACCCAUCGACCUUUAGUGAGAAAAUGUGUUCCUGACCUCACUUCAUGUACUUGCUUUAGUCACCCAUCCCUCUACAAUACCUCGUUUUCUUUCCCCCGUUUUCAUUUGUGCGAUGUAGAUUCGUAUUUUAUAAUUGUUGGUUAUUUUUGUAGAAGAAAUAUAGGUAUUUUCUAGUCGAAUAGAGCAGCUCUGGAUUGCUUGGGGGCUUCGUGGAGAGCAUCGCAUCGCAUAAAUGAAAAUUCGGUGAGGUGAGAUCACCUCCUAGUAAAGAAAGAAUGGUGAAAUGAAAAAAAAAAAAAAAAAGAUACGAAAGAUACGAUGAAAAAUUUGGUUAUGGUGUAGAGCGCGUUUUUACAACACCCACUCAAGAUCUCCAAAGUCGAGGCGCGUAUCAUCUUGCAGGCCCCAGCUGGUAAUUUCU